Lotus japonicus is the source of this 2316-nucleotide messenger RNA. RefSeq lists its product as uncharacterized. Lineage: Eukaryota; Viridiplantae; Streptophyta; Magnoliopsida; Fabales; Fabaceae. The record is from RefSeq and is a predicted model, not a curated record. Gene Ontology annotation, molecular function: zinc ion binding; nucleic acid binding. Gene Ontology annotation, biological process: DNA integration. The transcript has 3 exons. The coding region runs from base 1 to 2316 and encodes 771 amino acids.
AUGAUGAACAAGCUUUCAUCAACAGAAGAUUCAAGAGAAAUGUGGAUCAAACAACAAAGAGGAAAAAGCCCAUCAAAGAAAGACAACAAAUGGGAACCAAGUCAAAGAAAGAAAUCAUUCACACACAAAGGUGAAAGUGGUCCAAGUGCAGACAAAAGUCACAUCACUUGCUUUGAGUGCAAGAAGCCAGAACACAUCAAGCCAGAUUGUCCAAAGCUAGCCAAAAAGCCUACCAAGAAGUCGUUCUACAAGAAAAAGAAAGCCUUGGUGGCAGGAUGGGAUGAUUCUGAUGAAAACUCAGAAGAUGAUGAUGAAGAGUCCCUCUUCGCACUCAUGGCAUCUGUGAACAGCUCAGACAAUGAUGAGGACGAUGAGCUGGACAAAGUUGAUGGUCUAGCUACAGCCAAAGAAGUCUGGGAAGCUCUAGGACUUGCCUAUGAGGGUAUAGCAAAUGUCAGACAAGCCAAAGUGAGCUUACUUGUGGCUGAAUAUGAAACCUUCAAGAUGAAGGAAAAUGAAAGCACUGAUGAUAUGUUUGGAAGAUUCCAAACCAUCGUUAACGGUCUUAGGAAUCUUGAUCGCAAAUAUGAAAAUGUUGAUCAAAUCACAAAGAUUCUAAGAUGCCUUCCCAGGAGAUGGAGACCCAAAGUCACCGCUAUUCAAGAAGCUAAAGAUCUCAGCACAUUGAGACUGGAAGAUCUCCUCGGAUCUCUAAAGGUUCAUGAAAUAGAACUGGCUAAUGACGAAGGACUGAAGAAGCAGAAGAGCAUUGCGUUCAAAGCAAACAGUUCAAAAGCCAUUCAAACAAAGGAACAAUCUGAAAAUGAAGAAUCCUCAGAAGAACUGUCAGAGGAUGAACAAGCUCUCUUCAACAGGAAGUUCAAGAGAAUGUGGAUCAAACGACAAAAAGGAAAAGGAACAUCAAGGAAAGACAACAAACGAGAAUCAAGCAUGAAAAAUAAAUCUUUCACUCACAAAGGUGAAGGCGGCUCAAAUAUAGACAAGAGCAACAUUACAUGCUUCGAAUGCAAAAAGCAAGGUCACAUCAAGCCGGACUGUCCAAGACUUGCGAAAAAGUCAAUCAAGAAACCAUUCUACAAGAAAAAGAAAGCCUUAGCAGCCGGAUGGGAUGACUCUGAGGACGGUUCAGAAGAUGAUGAUGAAGAUGCACUCGUUGCUCUCAUGGCAUCUGCAGAAAGUUCAGACGAUGAAGAGGAUGAUGAGGUAAAACCUGAAAAUCUUAAAGAAGAAUUCAAUGAACUACUUGAACAUUCAUAUGCAUUAUCUGAAAAAUACAAAACCUUGAAGAACCAGUUUGCUAAGCUACAACUAGAGCAUGAAAAAGUGUUGACAGAAAAGAACCACAUAGUUAAAGAAAACACUGCCUUAAAGGAACAAGAUUUCGUUAAGGAAGUAACUACUUUGAAGAAAAUAAUUAAAGUCUUAAUAGAUGAUUUAUCUACAUUCACAAUUGGUCAUGAUAAUCUAGUUAAACUGUGCGGCAACAGUCGCGAACUGUAUGAUAAAAGCGGAUUAGGUUUUGACAAUGAAUCAGCCUCAUCUAGUGAAAACAUGUCUGACAUAUCCUUAAAGUCGUCUGAGUCUGGUCAAACUAAGUAUGUUGUGAACUGCAAAAUUGAGCGAGAUGAAAGGAAAACUUCUUAUGAAAAGAAGGUUCCUCCUAAAAAUGCUACUAACCCUCCAAGACCCAAGAAAAUCUGGGUACCUAAAAAUGAUAGAGGAGGAGAAUUUGUAAAUGAAGAAUUUGAAAAAUUCUGUAAACAAGAAGGCAUUACUCACCAAUUCUCAGCUCCCAGAACCCCUCAACAAAAUGGUGUUGUUGAACGGAAGAACAGGUUACUUCAAGAAAUGGCAAGAACGAUGCUAAGUGAAACUUCUCUACUUAAGUACAUUUGGGCUGAAGCUAUUGAAACUGCAUGCUACAUCCAAAACAGAAUAUCCAUGCGACCGUUACUAAAGAAGACUCCUUAUGAACUAUGGCGUGGAAGACCAACCGUAUCGCAUUUUCAUCCUUUUGGAUGCAAGUGCUUCAUUCUGAACACCAAGGACAAUGUUGGAAAGUUUGACAACAAGUCUGAUCAAGGUAUUCUCCUUGGAUACUCCACUCACUCUAAAGCAUACAGAGUUUUCAACUCUAGGACGAAAGCAGUCGAGGAAUCCAUCAAUGUCAAGUUUGACGAUCACUCAACCGAAACAACUGAUAGUUUGGAAAGAGACUUUCUAAAUCUUGAUCUAUCUGAUCGAGAGAAUGAAGAGAUCUCCGAGGAAGUUCAACUUCUGACAUCACACAUGUAG